This is a messenger RNA of Scophthalmus maximus (turbot), 2574 nucleotides long. RefSeq names its product 5-hydroxytryptamine receptor 1B. Gene Ontology annotation, biological process: vasoconstriction; chemical synaptic transmission; bone remodeling. The transcript has a single exon. Gene Ontology annotation, cellular component: plasma membrane. The record is from RefSeq and is a predicted model, not a curated record. NCBI's taxonomy places the organism in Eukaryota, Metazoa, Chordata, Actinopteri, Pleuronectiformes, Scophthalmidae. Gene Ontology annotation, molecular function: G protein-coupled serotonin receptor activity. The coding region runs from base 410 to 1540 and encodes 376 amino acids.
ACAGGGGAGACUGAGGGGUCACGUCUCUGCACAACUUGUGCCCUGCACGCGGAUUGUAUAUGUGACAUCUUCCCAGAUGUUGGAACAUCAGGACGCACAGCCCGUCGUUUACGCACCGGCCCUUUCUGUCCUGUUUCGUUGUGCACAGUCAGUGUGAAGUUUCCCUUUAUGGAUAGAAAACGGAAAAGUUUGAACUCCUGCCGGGGAUGGAUAUUUGCUCCCACGUUUGUGCGUCUCCAAAUUAAAACCCGAUGUAUCACCGGCAAAUGAGGGACAUUUCAGACUCAUCGUGCCAUUUGAUCUGACCGGAUGGCACGGGCGAGGAGACGCUGACCAGGACAAAGGGCACCUCAAGAGCCAGAAAUCUCAGAGGGUGAAAUUGAACAUGACAAGAAGCGACUAAAAAGUCAUGGAGCGCUCCGGUCUCGUCGCCACAACUCAGCUGGUGAACGCCACCAACGACAGUUUUAACGCGGCGCCGUCCGCCGUGGAUGGGAGCGCGCAGGGUCUCGCCUCCCAGAUCAGCCUGGCGGCGAUUCUGUCUGCCAUCACGCUGGCCACCACGUUGUCCAACGCGUUUGUCAUCGCCACAAUCUCGCAGUCGAAGAAACUGCAGACCCCCGCCAACUUUCUGAUCGCCUCGCUGGCCGUCACCGACCUCCUCGUCUCCAUCCUGGUGAUGCCCAUCUGCGUCCUGUACACGGUCAUCCACACCUGGACGCUGGGGCAAGUCGUGUGCGACAUCUGGCUCUCGUCGGACAUAACGUGUUGCACGGCCUCCAUCCUGCACCUGUGCGUAAUCGCUUUGGAUAGGUACUGGGCCAUCACGGACGCGGUGGACUACUCCAAGAAGCGCACACCGGGACGCGCCGCCGGGAUGGUGGCCACAGCCUGGGUCAUCGCCAUCUCCAUCUCCCUGCCGCCGCUCUUCUGGAGGCAGGUGAAGGCGGAGGAGCUGACGAGCUGCGGCGUCAACACGGAUCAUAUUUUCUACACCAUCUACUCCACCUUUGGCGCUUUUUACAUCCCCACCUUGCUGCUCAUUGCCCUCUACGGACGGAUUUACGUGGAGGCUCGCAAGCGGAUCCUGAAGCAGUCCCCCAAGAAGGUGGGCAAGAGGCUCACCUCCGCGCACCUGGCCGCCAACUCGCCCGGCUCCAUGGCGUCCACGUCUUCCAAGUGCGGGAGACAAGACGCCGCCUUCAGCGACAGCGGCUCGUCGGCGAGCGACAACCAGGUGAAGGUGACGCUGUCGGACGCGCUGUUGGAGAAAAAGCGGAUUUCAGCAGCCAGAGAGAGAAAAGCCACCAAGACGCUGGGCAUAAUCCUCGGCGCUUACAUCGUCUGCUGGCUGCCGUUCUUCAUUUACACACUGGUGGUGGCCACGUGCGACACCUGUUUCAACCCCGAGCUGUUUGACUUUUUCACCUGGUUGGGGUACCUGAACUCCCUCAUCAACCCGAUCAUAUACACCAUGUCCAAUGAGGACUUCAAGAAAGCGUUCCAAAAACUCGUGCGCUUCAGGUGCUGCAGACGGUGAACGACCCGGUUGCUCCCUCAGCUGCCAAUAGCCUAACGUGUAUCGAUGCAUCUAUUUUUGUACAUACAGUUCUAAAACAUGUCUGAGAAGAUUGGAUAGUAUGAGAAGACAAUAUUUUUUAGACUAUUAUAUAAACCGUGCAUGCAAUGGAACGACCACCCGUUGUCAGCCAUCUUUAUCCAUUGUGGAGAUUUGAAGUGUUUGGUACGUUCAACAAAAACAGAAGAUAUGGACUGAAAUUGUUUCAUAUACUUCCCGUGUAUUCACUUUCAAGGCUUCAAAACAUUGAGCAAUAUUUUGUCCAGCAGUGAUGUGAAAUUUACUUAUGCCUCCGAUGAGCCAAAGUCUUAGAAAAAACUUGCUUGAGUGAAAAAUCAAUAUUGAACAAAAAGCUGGAAAAAAAAAAUGACUUGUGAGAAUGGACAUUUUUGCAUUUGGAUGGUACGGCAGCACACACAAGAUUCCCAUGCCACAAAUGUGAGUUAACAGAGACCAUAAACCCUCUGGCAUGGUUUAAAAUAUAGAAGAAGAAAAAAGGACUGAAAGUCCCAGGAUCCGUCGUCAUCGUGUACAAAUAUGGUAAAAUUGUUGUUUCAUUCUUUAAAAGUCAUAGAGCAUUAAUAUAUCUAUAUGCUUUGAGAGAAAAAAAAAGCAAUACAGUAUAGUGAGGGAUGGCUUUUCUCUUGCCCUGUGUGGUUAUCUACUGUAGUUUAUGUAGAGAGGGACACUCGCGCAGCUGAAAAAAGAGUCAGCUGCAUUGUUGUACCAGGCGCUAAGAAAAGAUUCAUACAAUACCAGAGUCAAACAAAGAAACUGUAGCUGAUAUUUGCCCAGCAGAGCUGAACACCGAUGAUAAGUUCAAUUUUACUGAACAAACAUCACCUUGUUUUACUGUGUGUGUGCGUGUGUGCGUGCGUGUGUGCUCCCACAUCAACUGUGUAUCUACAGUAUAAGUUACGUUGCCGUGUGAGAUGGUUUGCCACCUCAUGGCUACAUCUGCUGCUUCCAAUGACUGACCGUGGCCUCCAGAGCGA